Molecule: messenger RNA, 3165 nt
Organism: Toxoplasma gondii ME49
Lineage: Eukaryota; Apicomplexa; Conoidasida; Eucoccidiorida; Sarcocystidae
Product: tetratricopeptide repeat-containing protein
Exons: 7
Coding region: 568-2193 (541 amino acids)
Biological process (GO): peptidyl-proline hydroxylation to 4-hydroxy-L-proline
Cellular component (GO): endoplasmic reticulum
Molecular function (GO): protein binding; iron ion binding; L-ascorbic acid binding
Source: RefSeq, a predicted model, not a curated record
ACCUUUAGUAACACCGGUCCUCCUCAAUUGCACCCAGUUACAGAACAGUUUCACUUAUCUGGUUCACCCCGUCGAAUUCGGUUUUCAUUUUGUUUUUCCAUGCACGCGAGAAAGAAAAGAGCUUGGCAGCGAAACAGCGCGGUGGAACGGGACCGCGAAAAAGACUCACUGAGCCAUCGAGAGACAGACACACCGCGACAGAACAGAAUGCCAGCGAGGCUGUGUAGUGCCUUGGAAUGAAACCCCCACCUCAAUCAUGCAGAGAACGAUCCGAGACCUUUUCACCAUAGAAAAAGCACCUGUAGAGGUUUCUGCGUAUAACUUUCUGGUCUGCUAGAAGCGCCGAUGAAGGGACCUCCUGGGGGGAAGAACUUCACGGUCGAUUCGCGUGCCAACGCGGGAUGAUGUGGCGUACCCCCCAGGUUCGGAAAUCUACAUGUUUUUUACUGUCGCAGCACGCGGAGAGAGAAAUUCCAUUUACCGCGUCAAACUCCGAACGGUUGUCAAAAGAACGCGCCUGACUAACUGGUGUCGCUGAGAGUCCGGACGUUCUUAUACCUUGACUGCAUGCACGUAGAAAGCACGCAGAGAGUCUCCACGAAGCUGCCUCAAAUAGCUGCGAAAAUUUUCUCGAACUCGCACAAAGGACCUCGCAGACAGCCAGUGGCUUCUGGUGGCUUAUAUCCCCGGAGGAAUCCCUCCGAUUUCUCCACAAGCAAAGUUUCACGCUCCUACCCGGUGCCGGAGAGAUGUCCAUACUCGCGGGGAGUUGUUAGCGCGAGUGCCGUAUGUUUUUCCCUCAAAACUCGUCGUCACUGUGGUUCCGCGAUGACGACGUUUUCUGGAAGCUGCAAGACGCCUUCUCCUUCUCCUCUUCGCGAGGCCGAGGGCGAGACGAAGGCUACUUUCUCCUGUGCGAAGCUCGCUGCUGUUCCUCGAACUCCGGCGCAAGACAACACGGAGCACGGGGAUCUUUUAGGAGCUUCAGACGGAGAGGAAGAGCACCUCGUGAAACGUACAGAGGCCCUCGAAGAUGACUCCGAUGUGGACGUCGCUCUUGAGGCUCUGCGCUUCUCUGUGUGCACCAAAACGACACAGAGACAGGGAAAGACCCCGGCAUGUGGUGCUGAGGCGAGUGCCGGAGAAUGUGAAAAGCGCCUGCAAAAGGUAGUUGACAAGAAGGCGUUUUCUGGACAACAGGUGCUGCCUCUCGAGGAGUUCUUGAAAAUCUCUCAAACAAAAACGGACGAACCUCGGAAGCGCGUCAGUCGAACAGACAUCUACAGACGCGGCCGGGUACCCUGGCAAGGCAACGUCCAACCGGCCUCGCCUCCCGAGGACUCUGCUUCGUCUUUUCCUUCUUCUGCCUCUUCGUCUUGUUCUGUGCCGUUGUCUGAGGUUCGAGAUGCUUUUGUUCUGGACGGAGUCUUCUCGGCUGCGGAGUGCGAGUGGCUUCGCCGCCGCGUCGAGGAAGGCCCGAAAUUCACGUACUGGGACUCCACGGGCACAGCCAACUCCAAAUACAGAAGCGCCUAUACAGUGGAAAUUGACCAUGCUGCUCUGGCGGAUGUUAUCUGGGAGAGAAUCAAAGACUGGGUGAUUCCCGAGGUGACGAUCGAGGAAGACGACGAAGAGCGCGGCGAACGCGAUCUUGUCGGAGAGUGGAUUGCAUGCGGAGUCAAUCCUCACCUGCUAUUUGCGAAAUACACAGAUGGCGCUCACUUCGGACCCCACUCCGACGGCUGCUCAGCUGCGGAUUUCAACACGCGGACGCUGUGGCCGACCGUUCUCUAUUUAAAUGACGUUGAGGAUGGAGGCGAAACGCUGGUCAUUGACAAUGCACAAAAGACACAUCCGAUGGUUAUAGAUGAAGCAGGAAGGCACACGGCCGAUCCUCAAUUUAUCGUCGACUCCGUAGAGGCGCUCGCGGGGCGGAUGCUUUUUUUUUAUCAUACUCAGAUGCACGAAGGGCGCCGUGUCGGACCAGGGGCUUCCAAGUUCAUCAUUCGGACAGAUGUUCUGUACAGGCGAAAAAUACCUCUUUUGACUACGCCGAAAGAUCAGGAGGCAUUUGCACUGUGGCAGCGGGCAGAGCUGCUUGCGGAAGAGGGCCAGGCAGACGAGGCCGCCGUCCUCUUUAGAAAAAGUAUCAAGCUUUCCCCCGACUUGGCUGCCAUCUACGGAAUGGCGUAACUGACAGCAUACUGAACACGAUUCAGUUUCUCCCGCGAUUUGCCGAGGAAGGCAACAAAAAAUAGCGGGGUGGCUCUCCCCUGUUUACCUUUUCGUAGCGAGUUGAACCACUCCCCUUCUGAAUGCAGUAUGAAACCCCCGACCUACGAAAUUCACGGAGAACAAAAACGUGACUAGCAGGGUGUUUUGUGGAGAAACGUUUUGGGAAUGCCCUGGAACUGAACAAGGAAAAAGCUUUAGUGCCCGUCAAUGUAACUAAAGGUGUCGACUUUCGCUGCCACACAUGCCUAGAGCAGCGAGGCUGCGAAUGCAGACAGAACAUUGGUGAAUACCGCUUCUUUCGACUUGCAGGCGAGAACCCGAGGCAAGAGAGAGAUAUAGGUAUCGAGGUUGUGGAAAAGUGCACACUCGGUCGGUUUUUGCUUUACUCAGUGAGGACCUAUCUCCCAGAAGUGGCAAAGCGAAACACUGACAAAUGCCAUGCGUCACGAAGUCAUGUCAAAAACAAAAUCCCCCGUGCCGCGUCCAGGUAUCGAGUAACACGCAAAUUUUCUAGUCCAACCGUGGAAAAAGAGUAAUGGUCUUCAAAAGUGAUGUUGUUUCUCUCGCUGCAGUGCUUGGUUAGCGUUCGGAACGAUCGCGUCAGGUUCUUGCUUUCUUCGUGGGAAAUGUUCGAUAUCCCAAUGGCGACUGGCAGAGAGCGGGCAAACGGAGGGUUGAGGGUGCAGCUGGUAAAGUUCACAUCACAUCUUGAGAGGAGGACGGUUCAGAAAAAUCAUUUUUGAGGCUCGUAAAACAUAUAAGAAGCCCAUGUGCACCGGCUGUGUGUUGCCUCACUCACCCUUAACGUGUAUAUGGAAACAGCGAUGCCGUGAUCUUUAACGACGACGCGUUGGGGAACUGCAGAAAACCUCAAACGCAUACAGCGGAAGUAGGAUGUUCCUCCAUUGCUCAAAUGAGAUGAAACUGGUA